Messenger RNA from Parascedosporium putredinis, 2202 nucleotides. Lineage: Eukaryota; Fungi; Ascomycota; Sordariomycetes; Microascales; Microascaceae. The record is from the annotation of a GenBank genome assembly.
AUGCUUUCCAAAUCCCUCGCGUUGGUAGCCAGCACCGCCGGCUACCUAGUAUCGACGACUUCCGCCCAAACAACGACCACGCCCUUUUACACGGCCGUCUACACGACCUCGCUCGAGGCCACGCCCACUAUCGAUGUCCUCUGCGUCAGCCGCGAGACGUGGCUCGACACCGUACCCGUGAGCCUGGUGAUGCCCCGCGAGGUGUCGGGAUGGCCCGAGAACGGAGUCACCGUCGUCGGGGCCGCCGUCUCCAAGAUCCCCUCGCGGCGCCGCAGGAACGCGACGGCGACGAGUGAGUCAUCACCCGCCGAGACAGCCGCCGAACCCACGGGGGCGGAGCAGCCGACCGACGCGACCGAGACAGAGCCAAGCGAGGCGGAGAGCAGCGAAACCCAGUCCUCGUCGUCGUCGUCGGCGGCCGAGGCGAGCGAGGCCCAAGUCACCGCCCAGGCCAACCCCGCCACGCUCACGUCGACGUACGUCGCCACGGGGUCCGAGGUUAGCACGCUGGUCAACGAAGUCGUGGGCACGUCGCGGCUGGAGUGGUACAGCACCUCCCGGGUCACGUUCGUGGAGGUGGUCGGGCCCGACUACCCGGCCACGAUUGUGCGGACGGGCUACACGACGAUUGAGUUUUCGCACAGCGCGCAGGAUUUGCAGGUGGAGGAGUCCUCUUUUGAGGCUUCGAGCACGGUUCGCUCAAUUUCAAAGUCUGAGCUUGUGAACUGCCGCUUUUGCACCGAACCCUACCCGCCCGCCGCGCAAGUCCUCGCCCGCGCCCGCGAAGCCGGCGUCGACGACAUCUGCGGCAUCCGCGUCAACCUCACCGCCAGCGCCACCGACGGCAACGACGUCGCCUUCGAAAUCUACCUCCCCAACCCGACCAAAUGGAACCGUCGGUUCUUAACCGUCGGCAACGGCGGCUUCAACGGCGGCACCAGCCGCCUCGACAUGCUCGCCCGCGCCGUGCACGGGUGGGCCGUCAUGUCCACCAACACGGGCCACGAGGAGCAGGGCAUGGGCUGGGGCGUGCGCGGGGACGAGGUGCAAAAGGACUGGGCGUGGCGCGCCAUGAAGCAGUCCCUCCCCUUUGCCAAGGAUAUCGUCGCCGCCUACUACGGGGACGUCAAGACCGUGGCCAACUACUACUCGGGCUGCUCCACCGGUGGGAGGAUGGGGAUCCGCCAGGUGCAGGAAGACGCCGCGAGCUUCGACGGCAUGCUCAUCGGCGCGCCGGCCUGGAACGUCAAGUCCGCCAUGCCCGUGCUCUCGCGCAUCGGCUGGCUCGGCGACAAGUUUGGUCUCAGUGCCACGUUUGACCGCAACCUCUUUGUGCGCAUCUCCGACCGCGUCCUGCGCGAGUGCAACGUCAUCGGCUUCGACAAGACCGCCGACGACGGCGUCGUCCGCGACUCCGCCGCCUGCCUGGAACACUUUGUGACCUCUGGCAUCAACGGCACCGUGUGGGACGGGCUCGACUGCACGGCCGGUAACCCGGAGUGCGUGUCCCUAUCCCAGAGGGAGGCCUUCCUCACCAUCGCCCAAGAGUUCAAGCGCCCGCCCCAGAACCAGACGUACGCCGGCGACGGGUUCGACAUCACCGCCGCCCAAGACUUUGCCGUGUUCCUCCUGCAGCAGAGCCUCAUGGGGUUCGAUCAGGAUUUCUCCCGCUACAUGAUUGGGCAGGAAAUCAUCUGGAACAACGACGCCAACGGCGCCCUUCUCAUCGACAAGUCCAACGCCUGGGACGCCCGCAUCCGCGCCAACGCCGAUCCCGCCGUCCUCAAGACCUGGCCCGGCAAAGUCAUCUUGUACACCGGCACGGCCGACGGCUACGUAUCCUCCGAGGGCACGCGGCGCGCCCUCGCGGGGGCACGUCUAACCAAAACCUCAGGUUCUUCGAGAUCCCCGGCAUGCCGCAUUGCGUGGACCUCGGGACCGGCGCGAAGCAACCUCCCUGGUACAUUGGAGGCCCGGCCAACUACCUCGCCGCCCCGACCGGCUCGCGGUGGCACAUGCCCAACAACACCGUCCCCCUCUCAACACCCCGGAAUACGAUGCCCUAAACGCCUUGACGGCGUGGGUCGAGGGCCGGAACCGGAACCCUCCGGCCCCGGCACCGGAGAAGCUCAUCUCCACGGGGUUUGCCAACUGGCCCGAUCUGAAAGUGACCAAGCAGCGACCGAUUUGCGCGGCGCCUAA